GUAUAGUUUUUGUUAUGUGGUUGCACUGGACUGGAGGAUAACCUCACAGGCCUCCGAGUGUUGCCACACUAAGAUGUAUUUAGUGUUAAUUGCUGUUUGGGUGUGUGGGUUGGGUAGUGCCAGUGCCUCUGUUGGUGAUCGCUCUAAUGAGUUUAGGGGCUGUCUUUAUGUCUGCAGAUUCAACAAUUGCUCGCAAGAGUUUGCUGCCGAUCCAUACAGAGGCGGUGUGUCAUCUGUUGAAAGCAGCAGCGAGGACUGGUCAGCUCUGCUGCAUCGCACCUGCACAGACGAGUGCCGCUAUCAUUGCAUGUGGGUCACAACACGCCUCUUCCUUGAGGAUGACAGAGACACCCCUCAGUUUUAUGGCAAGUGGCCAUUCAUCCGGAUACUGGGUCUGGAUGAGCCGGCAUCCGUGUUGUUCUCCCUGAUGAACCUGCUUGGCCACUGCCAUGGCUUGUGGCGACUUCACUGCAGCCUGCCCUCGCACGCCCCCAUGUUCUCUACAUGGCGCAAUUAUGCCCUUGUGAGCAUCAAUGCCUGGUUUUGGUCUGCUGUGUUCCAUGCUCGGGAUCUGGUCUUCACUGAACGACUUGACUAUUUCUCAGCACUGUCCAUGGUGCUGUACAGUCUGUAUGCACUGUGCAUCAGAGCUGUGGGGAGAGGCAGAGACCACAUCAAGCAGAGCGUGGGGGCCGCAUGUGUGGCCCUGUACGCUUACCACAUCUGGUACCUCACCCACAAACACUUCGACUACUCAUACAACAUGAAGGUUAACGUCACUAUUGGUGAUGUGCACCUUUUGCUUCUCGACGCCCACGCCCUCUGGCACCUGUGCACUGUGCCGCUGCCCUUAUACUGGUACAGGUUUGUGAUAGCCGACUGCCAGUACAUACUGGACAAGACGGAGGCAUACCGAGAGACGCCCUACCACCGCCUUCACCAGCGUUCGUUCAAGCCCUUCGUGGGAGAAUGACUCAUCAAUUCUUCUCCUCGCCCUGAAUACAUAUCUUCCCCCAAGUUCCACCCUACCAACCCCCACAUUCCAGCCAGAACCCAUCGUUCCAGUCAUCACGGCAUCACGCUCUAGUGCUCAUGUGUAAUGUUAAGAGGGAAGGUUAUUAUUAGUAAUACGUCAUGAGUCACGUGCAAGGUUAUUAGCAUCAAACAGUGACAGCUGCGACAAAAUUUACAAAUCAACUAGGGUACCUAUUGCUUAUUAACCCAAGUAGGAUUGAGCAGAGUAUGUUAUCUUGAGUAUCAAGAUGCUUACGAUGGUCUUUAAUUCUGAUCAAAACUCCAACGUCACCACUAAUUUAUGCCACGUGCAAUUCCUCAUUUUCACCGAAUUUUUCAUUGAGUCAGUAUGUUUGCAAACAUUUUCGUAUAAAUGUUGACAUGUGCAAAAGUGCAGAAGGUGUAAUAUUGUAGAUAGUGUAACAGUGUAGGUGGUGUAAUUUCGUAAAUGUGUAACAGUGUAUGCAGUGUAACAUCACAGGUGGUGUAACAGUGCAUACAGUGUGAUAUCGUAGGUGGUGAAACAGUGUAUGCGGUGUAAUAUCAUAGCUGGUUUAACAGUGUAGGCAGUGUAAUAUCGUAGGUGGUGUAAUACGUAUCGUAGGUGGUGUAACAUAACAGGUAGUGUAACAGUGUAGGCGGUGUAAUAUCGUAGGUGGUGUAACAGUGUAGGCGGUGUAAUAUCGUAGGUGGUUUAAUACGUAUCGUAGGUGGUGUAACAUAACAGGUAGUGUAACAGUGUAGGCGGUGUAAUAUCGUAGAUGGUGUAACAGUGUAGGCAGUGUAAUAUCGUAGGUGGUGUAAUUAUAAUGCUAUUGUCAUGGUAAUUAAUGAACACUAAUGAUGUUAAUAUGUAUCAAUGUCUCGGGUCGUUUGUCCGAGGCGUUGCUGUCAUAAUUUUAUUAGAUCAAUAGAUUAAUUAGAGCUUUAAGUGGGCAAUUUUUAUGAAGAUUAUUUAACUUCACAAGUUCUUGUUAUGAUUGAAGUUUUAUUAAAACAUCUAGGUAUUCGUAAUAAAUCUUAGAAAUAGUUCGUUGAACAAGUUAUGUGGUCACUUUCCAAUGAUUGUAUAUCCAGUUAUUUAUCAUUGCCAUGCAUUGGGUUAUUCGCUCAUCAUUCGAUGUUGUCCGUACAGUGUUUGGCAUACUUUAGUAAGAAUGGCGUCACUUGUGCAAUGAAAAUCUCGUCUCAUGCAGCCUGUUGUUGUUUUUAUAUGUCUGUUGUUCAAGUGCUGCUGUUGUUCUUAUGCUACUGUUGUUACCCUGAAUUUCACUCAUAUUUCCCCAAACUUUACUUUUCUGCCCCGGACUUCUACUCAAGUUUCCCCAAAAAUCACGACCAAGUGACCUGACAUUCAUCCCAAUUUUCUCGCCUCGUUCUUACGCCUUCUCAUUUCUCCUGUUCGUUGUUGCAUUUGUUGUUUGCAGGGUGUGUAUUUUCAGGUUUAUUAUCACGAUUAUUACUAUCUCCACGUUUGUUAUCUCCAUGGUUAUUGUCACCACGUUUGUUAUCUCCGUGGUUAUUGUCACAACGUUUGUUAUCACCGUGGUUAUAAUAACUUGCUUUUUUCAUCAUUUAUAACACGAAAAGGUAUCAAUGUAGUCUGCAACCUUCAGCCUUGUGCUGCCACUCAGGCCCGCCGGUUGUUAACAACACUUGUAUUCUACUAACUUCAUUGUGUAUUAUACAUACUAUUAACUCCCAAAACCAGUUGCAAAUGUUAGUCCUUAUGAAGCCUGUUAUUUACUUUGUAUUUUAUUCAAUGUUUAUAGGCAUCAGAGGAAUUUAUCGUAGUUGUUGACUAGAGUUGUAGGAGUUUAAUUUAAUUUAUUUAAUUAGAAAUUUAGAAAUAUGCCCUUGGAUUCAUCAUUCAAAAUGAUGAUGUCUUAUGCAGACAAUAAUCCUGUACAUAAUUUAGUGGCAUUAUUCAAACCACUAAUAGAGCCCCUUUUAAAGACUUCUAUUGAUAACCUGCAAUGAAAGACAGACUUGAAUUGGAAAUGAAGUUAAAAUGGACUGAACCUGAACUGGAUAUAGACUUAAUCCCAGAAAGGUUCCGCGCUGUUUCAUGUAAAGUUUUGAACAUAGAAAGCUUGUUCUGAACAUCGAAUGGAGUAAACCUCCUAUGAACCUACAGUAGUGAACAUGUCAUGAGUACACUCGUGUACUCUCCCUAAUAUAUUAGGGAGAAUACAUUAUCACCCUAAUAUGUUCCCCAUACGCUCAUACUUGUAAGAAAUACUUAUACUUAUCAGAUUCAUAUCCGCCUUAAUGCACGAGUUGCGGCUGUCCAGAUCUCUUACUUGCUCCUAUGUUACAAACUUGUUAUUCUUCAAAAGCUUCUAUCAGUUAGAGUUACUAUAGCUUGCUGUUAUGAGUUAAUUUAUUUCGAUGUUAGUGUUUAUUCAUAUUUUAACUGUUUUUAGUCACAAAUGUUUGUGGUGUUAACGUUUGUUAGUUUAAUUGCUAUUUUGCACAUCUCCUUUGUCGUUAACAUUUAUUUACGAGUUUUACUGUUAGUAGUCACAGGGCAUUCUGAUGUUAACGUUUAUUUCUUAGUUUAACUAUUGUUAUCUACAACUUAUGAUGAUAAUCAGCUUCGUCAGGCAUUCGCCAAGCUUCGAAAAUAAUCUCUUGCGCAAUUUGUGGUGUUGUUGGUGGCCGCAGGCUUAUUCACUCACUAAGAGCCAUUAGUUACCGAGAAUUUUUCAAUUAGCUAUAGGUGAUUUAGUCGGUCACUCCGACCCCUAAAAGGCGAUUACAUAACAUCAACCACAAAAUUGUCGUAUUAAUGUCUACUGAUUUCCUUCUUCAUUACAGGCGUAAAAAAUGUAUAAAAAUGUCGCAGGAGAGAUAUGACGAAGUUGAGAACCAAGCCUUCUGUUCUCUGGCCCUUGCUAUAGCCGUAGACACGUGUUUACGAGUAAGGGAAACGCAAGUCACAUAGAUCACCUAUUCAAGAGAAUGUUGUUACAAUAGAAAGAAAUUUAUAAUAUUCCUAGUUAUCGAUGAAAAUUUAUGUUGAGGUGUUCACUUGCUGUUGUUGUUUUUUACUGUUGUGAUCUCUGUAGGACAUAUUGAUGUUUUAUUCUGAGAUUUUAGAUGAGUGGCUGGUGACUCGUUCAAGACGAGUGAUUGGUGAUUCAUUUAAGGCGAGUUACUGAUCAUUCAGUUAAUACGAGUGACCGGUGACUCGUUUUAGAAGAGCGGUCGGUGACUCGUUUUAGAUGAGUGUCAGGUAAUUUGUUUUAGAAGAGUGGCUGGUGACUCAGUUGAGACGAGUGGCUGGUGGCUCAUUAAUGCCGAACAUUCCGGUGAGUUUUUGUGCAAUGGCUUUGAGAAGCUUCAUCAGCGGAGAUUUUGUUAUGCGUUGUGAAAUGAUAUAUUGUAGACUUGUCCUUUAUUAAAACAUUCCUUUAGCA
Molecule: messenger RNA, 4436 nt
Organism: Hyalella azteca
Lineage: Eukaryota; Metazoa; Arthropoda; Malacostraca; Amphipoda; Hyalellidae
Gene: PGAP3
Product: post-GPI attachment to proteins factor 3
Exons: 8
Coding region: 74-973 (299 amino acids)
Biological process (GO): GPI anchor biosynthetic process
Cellular component (GO): endoplasmic reticulum membrane
Molecular function (GO): hydrolase activity, acting on ester bonds
Source: RefSeq, a predicted model, not a curated record